Xyrauchen texanus (razorback sucker) is the source of this 3404-nucleotide messenger RNA. RefSeq names its product zinc finger CCCH domain-containing protein 7A-like. The transcript is spliced from 21 exons. Gene Ontology annotation, molecular function: metal ion binding; miRNA binding. The record is from RefSeq and is a predicted model, not a curated record. Gene Ontology annotation, biological process: miRNA processing. Lineage: Eukaryota; Metazoa; Chordata; Actinopteri; Cypriniformes; Catostomidae. The coding region runs from base 193 to 2880 and encodes 895 amino acids.
CCUUUAGUGCGGUUCACAGUACGGGUGAGGCGCAGCGGUGUCGCGAACAUGUUGCAACUUUGAUUGAUCAACUGAUUCUCUGUCAAUCAUCCAUCUGUUGAGUUAAACGCAAACUAUUAACAAAUCGCACGCAAGUCGCCGAAGAAAGCGCGUCCUGACGUCAUUUCUGCACAAACAGGUGUGUGAGGAAACAUGAGUCGUGAGCGUCAGAAGCGCAGAGAGGAGAUUCAGAGAGCGCUGAGCUUCAUCAAAUCGCCUUUGCCCUAUCCUGAGCCUGAAGCCUUUGAGGGGUUUGUAAUUAAGCUGGUGUGUAAUCUCUUGGAUGAGGGGAACGCUGCGUUUCGAGAGCGCAGAUGGAUGCAGGCGCAAGCUGAUUUCAGCGAGGGAGUCAGUGUGGCACUGUAUGCUCAGGACGAGGGUCUGCAUGUGCCCGCCGCCCUGCUGGAGAGUCUAUACAUCAACCGCGCCGCAGCCCAUCAGAACAUGGAGGGGAAUGCCUUGAGUUCUCUGGACGAUUGGGACGUGCCGCCUCCGUUAGAAGUGAUGUCUUUUAAUGGAGUGGAGAGAGUGACUGACGCUGCAGUUGGUUUGACUGAGAGGCCAUCUCCUGUCUUACCCGCCCCGGUCCCUGUGAGUGAUGAGGACCCAACAAUGUUCAGUGCAGUACCUGAGAGUGGCCAGCGUGUGGCGCUGUCUGUGCCUGUCUCACAGCCACUGGAGGACAAUGAUCUGAUGGGAGACGAGCUGGACAUUCUGCUGGACUGUAUGUCUAAAGAGGAGGACACACCACAGAGUGGCGUUGUCCCCAGCGGUCUGGUGUGUUUCUCCUCUUCAUCUCCUCGUCAUCCUCCUGCAUUCUGCUCAUAUGCGGGGAGUCAGUUAAACGCUCUCGACUCCUUCGCUAAGCCUGAUGUGAACUCAGACGGUCUGGACACGUUAGACUCCAUCUGUCCGCCGCAGGUUUCCUGCGCUGGCUCUGACGCCCUGCAGCGGCCUCUAGUGGUGGGAGGAGACGCGCUCAAUUCACUGUCUGAAUUCAGCCUGCCAGGUGGGAAAGUCUGUCCUAGUUUUCUGCCGUCAGUCAAACUAAAAAACGAGAUAAAUCCUGCGAUCAACCCUCAUACAAGGAAUGGUCAUGUGACCUCCACUCUUUCCUGUCUGUCCAAGAAUCCACUAGAACACACACAUGAGUUUACACAAGCCUGCUCCUCCUGCUUCACUUCUACAGGUUCAGGUGUGCUGGAUUUUGAAUUCAGAUCUGAUGUCACUCACAGCUGCAAGAAAGAUCUGCUGCUGUGCAGGAGAAGGGGUGGGGCUAACUCACCCUGGAGGCGGAUUCGGCCCCGCCCAACUCAUAAAAACUUCCAUGGUGCCUUUGUGCUCUGUAGAGAGAUUUUGGAGAAUCAGGUGUGUAAGUUUGGCGAGGACUGCACAUUCGCAUAUUGUCAAGAAGAAAUAGACGUGUGGACGCAGGAGAGGCGGGGCUUACUCGUCAGAGAGCUGCUGUUCAAUCCUCUGGCGACCAAUCAGAGACAAGCGCUCAGCGUCAUCAAACUGCUGAACAUGCACACGGGGAUGUUCAUGUUCCUCUGUGAGGUCUGUUUUGACUGUAAACACAGAAUUAUCAGCAAACGCUGGAAGGAGAAUCCUGCUCUGUGUGCAAACCUGCAAACACAACACCAGUUUGACAAGAACAAGUGUUUGGUUCAUGUGGUAAAGAACAGUACGGUGUGUUACAGUAAGAUACGAGUGUUGAGUCCUCACUGUCAGUUGGACAUGUGUCAUCAUAAGUUCAGAUUCGGCUGUAAGAGAGAAGACGCCUGCUGCUUCGCUCACUCACUCAUAGAACUGCAGACCUGGAUACUGCAGAGAGACUCUGGUAUCACUCCUGAAGAGAUCGUCCAGGAGUCAAAAAUCCAUUGGAACAAACAGCCACCUGCAAUUGCAACUUCACGUUUAUCUAAUAAAAACACUGCUGCCAAAUCAAACAGUCCACUCAAAGCAGAGGACACCAAUGGAAAGGCGGGUCCUGUGCAGGGAACAGGAAUUGCUGAAUCAGCUGAGGUCAAAGGUCACAGUCUAGAGCUGAAGUUUGUGUGUGGUCAGUGCUGGAGAGAUGGACUGGUCAGUGAACCGGACCGGGCGCUCAAAUACUGCACCGCUAAAGCCCGACACAGCUGGACCAAAGAGAGAAGGGUUUUAUUAGUGAAGUCUCAUGAGAAGAAUAAGUGGGUCACAGUGCGACCUUUGCCCUUUGCCAAGACCUUUCCCCAACAAUUUGAUAUCUGUGUUCAUGUGAUGAAGCAGCGUAAGUGUCAGUAUAUCGGGAACUGUACAUUCGCUCACAGUCAGGAGGAGAAAGAUCUGUGGACCUACAUGAAGAACAACGGCUUCAGGGACAUCCAGCAGGUGUAUGACAUCUGGCUCUCCACGUCCAAUCAGAACAGACAGUCUGACGGCACCUCACUGUCUCAGCCAAUGGAAGAGAAGCAGAUCACCAUGCCGACAGACUUUGCUGAACCGAUGCCGGACAGUUUUUACUGCCCUCUGUGCGGUAAACACAGUAACAGUGAUCGUCAGUGGCAGCAGCACAUCUCGUCUGACAAACACAAGCAGAGAGUGUUGAGUGGAGGAGGAGAAGACGAGAGUCUGGCCUGGUCAUAUCGCUUCCCUGGACCCUGUUUUUCCAUCUGCACCAGGUUGGAGGAGGGUUGUCCUGAUGGCGUGAGUUGUGACUUUGCUCACAGUGAGGAGGAGCUUCAGGAGUGGCGUAGACGGCGGGAUUAUCUGCGCAGACGUUUGGACAAAGCCCGAGCCCACAUGCUGAUGUCUCCAAAUGACAACGACUUUGGGAUCUACAACUUUCUCCUUCAGGACUAAAAUGCACACAUUCAGUUUUCAUUAUAAUAACAGUAUAACACUUAAUUAUUACACACACACACACACACACACACACACACACACACACACACACACACACACACACACACACAUCUCCAUCAAUCACUGGAUCUCUCUGAAGGAGUUUCAUUGAUUGUUGUCAGUUCAGUGUUGUUCAGACUGAAUUAUCUGAUGUAUUUCAGAGUCCUGAUGAGAAUGAACAAUGUUGAUGUUUUAAUCUGUGAAGAGUGAAGCUCAAACACUUUAACCUGAUUCAACAGGAAGUUGUGAGUCAGAUUGAAUUGAAAUGUUAUAUCAAACACUUUCUUCAGGGAAAAACAAGCUUGUCCUGUUAUUUAUCAGAUGUUUUGUGCUUGUGGCAUUCAGACUCAUAAAACAUCCAACAGUCACCCCAGCAGACAGAGUUCAGGAUGUGAUCGGUUUGGGAAUAUUUCAUCAGAACACAUGCUGAAAUAAACACUUUAUACUGUCCAGUUUCUUUAUUGUGUAUAAUGAUUAAACAU